Molecule: messenger RNA, 1599 nt
Organism: Penicillium paradoxum
Lineage: Eukaryota; Fungi; Ascomycota; Eurotiomycetes; Eurotiales; Aspergillaceae
Product: putative GABA permease
Exons: 8
Coding region: 1-1599 (532 amino acids)
Biological process (GO): transmembrane transport
Cellular component (GO): membrane
Molecular function (GO): transmembrane transporter activity
Source: RefSeq, a predicted model, not a curated record
AUGCCGUCACAAUAUUCGAAACAAAUGUCUUCAACAGCCGAUAAGGAGAUCGGCGAGAUCUCAAGGAAGGAAAUUGAUGAUGCUGACCUGGCACGCAUGGGAAAGCGUCCUGUCUUAAAGCGCAACUUUGGAUUGAUGUCCAUGCUGGGUUUCAGUUGCACUAUUCUGAUUACCUGGGAGGGCAUUGUCGUGCUUUUCUUGCAAGCAUAUCAAAAUGGAGGUCCCGCUGGAGCAGUAUACGGAUAUAUCUUUGUUUGGGCUGGUGUCGCGGGAACCUUUGUGCUUCUCUCCGAGCUGGCAUCAAUGGCACCAACGUCUGGCGGACAAUACCAUUGGACUUCCAUGCUGGCUCCGCAAUCGUGCAUGAAACUCAUGAGCUACUUAACAGGCUGGUUGACUGUCAUUGGAUGGCAGGCCACGUUCGCAACCUCAUGCUAUCUGGUUGGCACGCUGAUUCAGGGCUUGGUCGUCCUCACAAAUAGUACAUAUGAGCCUAAGAACUGGCAUGGAACCCUCAUAUUCUGGGCAGUCGUGGUAUUUUCUGUUGCCAUCAACAGUGUCGGAGGAAAGGUUCUGCCUCGAUUUGAGGGCAUGAUUUUGGUUCUUCAUAUUCUUGGUUUCUUCGCAAUUCUGAUUCCCUUGACCUAUAUGGCCGACCAUGGAAAUAGCAAGGAGGUUUUCACUCAGUUCCUCAACCUGGGAGGAUUCCCAUCUCAAGGACUAUCCUUCUUUGUCGGAAUUGCGGGAUGUAUCUUUGCAUUUGCCGGUGGUGAUGCCGCAGUCCAUAUGUCCGAGGAAAUCACCAAUGCCGCAGUUGCAGUUCCCACCUCAAUCAUGCUCAGUGUCCUGAUCAACGGAACAUUGGGCUUUGGCAUGCUUAUCGCCAUGCUGUUCUGCAGCGGUGAUCUUGAAGCAGCCCUUGCGUCACCCACUGGGUACCCUUUCAUCGCCAUUUUCCAGCAAGCGACAGGGUCCGUAGCCGGUACCGCUGUGAUGGGAUCAAUCAUUACUACCAUGGGUACCACUACCUCGGUGGGAAUGUUGGCGUCUACCUCCCGCCAGUUCUGGUCCUUUGCCAGAGAUCGCGGUAUUCCCGGCUGGCGAGUUUGGAGCAAGGUCACCGAAACCUCCGCCAUCCCCUUAUACUCCGUGCUAGUCACAUCUGUCAUCGCCUGUCUACUCGCACUCAUCAACAUCGGCUCACCGGUCGCCUUUAACGACCUUGUCUCAAUGUCGAUCUCCGGGCUCUAUCUCUCAUACAUGGUAGUUGGUGUCCUUCUUCUCUGGCGCCGUUGCACGGGUGGGAUCAGCAAUGCCCGUGGCAACGAUUCCGAAGUCGUCAACACCGCCGGUGCGAAGCUCGUCUGGGGUCCUUUCCAUGUCCCCGGUAUCUGGGGUAUCCUGAUCAACGCUUGGGCCUUGAUUUACAUGACGAUUGCUGUCUUCUUCACCUUCUGGCCGACUUCCUGGAAGGUGACAGUCGAGACCAUGAACUUUAGUGUCGUUGGAACCAUGGGUACCGUCAUCCUCAGUCUGGUUUACUAUUAUAUCCGUGCGAGAAAGGUCUACCAGGGACCUAUCAUGGAGCACACCUUGUGA